GUCGAGGAAAAAGUAUCUGGGACACGUUCUCCAAAAGUUCUGGAAACAUCGUUGAUGGAUCAAACGGAGAUAAGGCCAGCGACUCUUACGAUAAAUACAAAGAAGAUGUCCAGUUACUGAAGCAACUGGGGGUUACGCACUAUAGAUUCUCCAUUUCAUGGAGUCGGGUCUUACCAAAUGGUACCCUGAGUUGGAGGAAUGAUAAGGGAAUCGACUUCUAUAAAAAUCUUGUUAAAGAAUUAAAAGACAACAACAUAGAACCCGUGGUGACCCUCUAUCACUGGGACCUACCACAGAGCCUACAAGAUAUUGGCGGAUGGGAAUCGCCUAAUACUAUAACCCGUUUUGAAGAGUAUUCUAGAUUGAUGUUUCAACAACUGGGUUCCCAGGUGAAGAUGUGGAUCACAAUCAACGAGCCCUAUGACAUCGCUUGGUAUGGAUAUGGAACCGGAAGUCAAGCUCCUGGUAAAGAGCCCGGAACUAAACCCUAUACUGUCGGACACAACUUACUUAUAGCGCAUGCUCGGGUUUACAAACUUUAUAAAAGGGAUUUCGCCACUCAGGGAGGAAAAAUAGGAAUUGCUCUUAACUCAGACUGGAAAAUGUCAAAAACGAGUAAAACUGCAGAUGUACAAGCUGCAAAGAGAGCUUUAGAUUUUAUGCUAGGUUGGUUUGCAAAUCCAAUAUUUGGGAAUGGCGAUUAUCCAACAGAAAUGAAAACCAGAGCAGGAGGUCGUCUGAAAACACUAACAGCUUCUGAGAGAAAUGAUAUUAGAGGUUCAUCCGAUUUCUUUGGAAUCAACCACUAUACCACAAAACUUGUUGAAGACAGUCCAUCAACGAUAAGUGGUGACAGCUAUGUUAAAGAUCUCGGCGUGAAGGAGUCGUUUGAUCCAACAUGGGAAGGACCAAAAGAUAAGAAAAUAUACCCCGAAGGAAUUCGAAAACUUUUGAAGUACAUAAAAGAUACGUACAACCCCUCAACUAUCUACGUCACAGAAAACGGGGUCGGUGACUGUGGAACAAUAUUAGACGAGACGAGGGUGAACUACCUGAGAAAUUACAUCGACCAAGUUCUUACUGCAUAUGCGUUGGAUAAUGUGAAUGUAAAGGGUUACUUUGUGUGGUCUUUACUGGACAAUUUUGAGUGGGGAGCUGGUUACACCAAGAAGUACGGACUUUACAAAGUGGACUUUGAGAGAGACAGUCGGGACAGAACUCCGAAGGCUUCGGCAAAUUUUUACAGGGACGUCAUCAGCCAUAAUGGAUUUCCUGCAUCUUGGAUGACAUCGGGGACUUCAUAUUACAUCAACCUCGUGUAUCAUACUUUGAUAUUUUACUGA
Messenger RNA from Saccostrea cuccullata (small rock oyster), 1343 nucleotides. Its product is annotated as lactase/phlorizin hydrolase-like. Lineage: Eukaryota; Metazoa; Mollusca; Bivalvia; Ostreida; Ostreidae. The record is from RefSeq and is a predicted model, not a curated record. Gene Ontology annotation, molecular function: beta-glucosidase activity. Gene Ontology annotation, biological process: carbohydrate metabolic process.